This is a messenger RNA of Exophiala spinifera, 384 nucleotides long. RefSeq lists its product as uncharacterized. Bases 1 to 384 code for a protein of 127 amino acids. The record is from RefSeq and is a predicted model, not a curated record. NCBI's taxonomy places the organism in Eukaryota, Fungi, Ascomycota, Eurotiomycetes, Chaetothyriales, Herpotrichiellaceae. The transcript has a single exon.
AUGUCUAAUCCUCAAACAGUCGUCCACGUCUGCUCAACCACCGAGUCCGCCCUCUCAGAGAUCCCUGGUCUCCUCAGAGGCGAAAAAGUCAUGGCGUCAAGCGGCCAGGGGACCAACGCCACGGCACAGACACCUUUCCGCGCCGACAUCUCUCUCGUCAUCGUCGGGGCCUUCUCACCACCCGACGCGCAGGCGAUAACAAACGCCGUCACGGCGACGACGACACCCGCCUCGGUCGCCGUCUUCGUCGCCGACACCACCAAAAAGUCACCCGGCCAACAGGGUCCGCCGACCAUUGAAAUGAUCCAGGCCAGGAUUCUCGAGAGCAUCAACGCGGCCGAGAAGAGCGACGGGACAUUUGGACCUGGAGUGUAUAGAUUCUAG